Messenger RNA from Hyaloscypha bicolor E, 614 nucleotides. RefSeq lists its product as uncharacterized. Lineage: Eukaryota; Fungi; Ascomycota; Leotiomycetes; Helotiales; Hyaloscyphaceae. The coding region runs from base 83 to 430 and encodes 115 amino acids. The record is from RefSeq and is a predicted model, not a curated record. The transcript has a single exon.
UGAAGUAGCGCUUGGACGAGCCUAUGCUCAGGAGCUGUCGAGGAUAGUCUGAAAGUGUUCUCCCGGGAGGUUCCAAAGUGGAAUGCCUAAUUUAAAUAUAUCCUCCUUGAAAUCCUCACAGUUUUGUCAAUGUUUGACCCGUUGUUGGAAACCUGUCAACCCCCUUUACUGGCCUAACCUUCUCGGGCCCAUCGGGCUGUUUCAUGCGAGCUUCUUCCUUAAACUUUUUCUCUCAAAAAGUUAUUUCAGGACUCCUAAGAGUAGAUGCAGCAUGGGAAGUUUGUACUAUAAAACGUCUAUCGAUCGUCACCUAUCAGAGAAGUUUUGCAUUGAGGCGGAAGCUCGGUGUCGCUGCAUGCUUACCACGGUAUCACAAAGGCUGAAAUACGAGAUAUUGAGCGUCUCAAAGUUCACCGGUACUGGCUUCUAAGAUCUCGCAUCCGAGGAGCUACAAGAACUGGGCGAAUCAACAUGCGUGCAGAUCUUCAACAUCCCUCCACCUUCACGCUGUGAAACGGGAUUAUCUCACGCCAAGACGGUCAGUUGCAUCUUUGCCCAUCACACAACUUUUCGUGAUGAGUACAAUUGAAUCCUUCUAGGCUUGCAUAAGGUUU